UUUGGGUAGGAAAAAGUCCUUUCGCCUUUAUACAACUGUUCUCCGCCCCUUACAUUGUCGCAGACGUGGUCACCGGAGGUGAAUCGUGGCUACGCUAAAACGAGUUGGCUCAUAUCUCCAUUACCGAACAUCCCUGAGUUUGUUUUCAUUUUCUUUUUUCACAUCUAUUUAGCUUGACGAUCGGUUAAACCUUCUUUCUUCUCCCAUACAACGAAGAUGCAGGCCAGUGAUAGGUUUAACAUAAAUUCCCAGCUGGAGCAUCUGCAGGCCAAAUACGUUGGUACUGGCCACGCAGAUUUGAACAGAUUUGAAUGGGCGGUCAAUAUUCAGCGUGAUAGCUAUGCGUCUUAUGUUGGGCAUUACCCCAUUUUGGCUUACUUUGCCAUUGCUGAGAACGAAUCCAUUGGAAGAGAACGAUACAACUUUAUGCAGAAAAUGCUCUUGCCUUGUGGUCUGCCCCCUGAAAGAGAAGAUGAUUGAAACAUGUUUUUGAGAAGGUUUUUGUUUGUGUGGGGUCCCAGAGUUGUAAUUUGAAUUUAAACUGAGUUGAGUUUAAAGAAAGAAAGUCUAGUUUGAUACUUGUUAAAUUUUAAUAAGAUUGUUUAAGGGUAUCAAGUUGAGAUUUAAAGUCAGUUAAAAAAUAAUUUAAUUUGAGUUAA
Molecule: messenger RNA, 659 nt
Organism: Mangifera indica (mango)
Lineage: Eukaryota; Viridiplantae; Streptophyta; Magnoliopsida; Sapindales; Anacardiaceae
Exons: 4
Coding region: 217-480 (87 amino acids)
Biological process (GO): mRNA splicing, via spliceosome
Cellular component (GO): U2 snRNP; precatalytic spliceosome
Source: RefSeq, a predicted model, not a curated record